CUCUCGCGGGCGGCCACGCGCUUUUGCGGGGGAGUAUUUUAAUGGCGAAGAGAGGACAGGACUCAAAGGAGGGAGAGAGACGGAUUUCGUUCUUUGAUGGGACCAUGGAUGCCAUGCCUGUUUUCGUAAAGGAGCUCAUAGCCGGAGGUGUUGCUGGUGGGAUCGCAAAGUCAGCUGUGGCUCCUCUCGAGCGUGUCAAGAUUUUAUUCCAGACUAGAAGGGCAGAAUUUCACAGUGCGGGGUUGCUGGGAUCCUUCAAAAAGAUUAUGGAUACAGAGGGAAUCCUUGGUUUCUACAGAGGAAAUGGAGCUAGCGUUGCGAGGAUUGUGCCAUAUGCAGCUCUGCAUUAUAUGGCCUAUGAGCAAUACCGGCGAUGGAUUAUACUCGGUUAUCCUAAUAUUAACAAAGGACCUAUUCUGGAUCUCAUAGCAGGGUCAUUAGCAGGAGGAACUGCAGUAAUAUGCACUUAUCCCCUUGAUUUAGUUCGAACAAAGCUGGCUUAUCAGAUUGUUGGACCAUCAAGUGUGAACAUUAAAGGGACUGAACUAGUGUAUAGAGGAAUUUUUGACUGUUUCUCAAAGAUCUAUAGAGAAAGUGGAGUGAGGGGUCUCUAUCGUGGUGUGGCUCCAUCACUCUAUGGAAUCUUCCCAUAUUCUGGUUUGAAGUUCUACUUCUACGAGGAGAUGAAACGUCAUGUCCCUGAGGAACACAAUAAAGAUAUCAUGGUCAAACUUUUUUGUGGAUCAGUUGCUGGUCUAUUCGGUCAAACCUUCACUUACCCUCUUGAUGUUGUUAGGCGUCAAAUGCAGGUCCAACGGUUCUCAGUGUCUGACAGUGUAGAGGUGAAGGGAACAAUGGAGACUCUAUUUUUGAUCGUCCAGAAGCAGGGUUGGAAGCAACUGUUUUCAGGGCUAAGCAUCAACUACCUGAAGGUUGUACCAUCGGUGGCAAUCGGGUUUACUGUCUAUGAUACUAUGAAGUCAUGGCUGGGAGUUCCAUCACGAGAAAACACUGCCAUUGAAGUAGUGACUGAAGGAAGAAAUACUCAUCCAUCAGCGCUCCGCUCCUAACAACUCUUCACUCCUCAACUUCGCAGUCAUUAACAUUGCUUUGAACUGUUAGGUCUCCACCCUUCGACAUGUAUAGUCCAUUCUUUGAGUCUGAUUCACAGCUCAUGCACAGAUUUGUAUUGCUUAACAAAUAAAUCUGUUGACAAGGCCUAAUCCAUUGUCAUGUCGGACUACAUUCAACCUCAUUCAGUCCCUAGGAUCAUUCCCCUGAGGAUUUUAUAGAUCUUGAGCUCCAUUAUAAGCGUUUUGUUCAUAAUCGCUGUACAUAUUCAUGGUCUUGAAUGAGUUAGGAAAUCACCUUUGUACAUUAACCUGGUAUGAUCAAUUGUAACAUUUUUUUGCAGAGGUUACAAAAUAAGACCAUGUCAUUUCUCA
Messenger RNA from Telopea speciosissima, 1445 nucleotides. Its product is annotated as mitochondrial carrier protein CoAc2. Gene Ontology annotation, biological process: transmembrane transport. The record is from RefSeq and is a predicted model, not a curated record. The transcript has 7 exons. Lineage: Eukaryota; Viridiplantae; Streptophyta; Magnoliopsida; Proteales; Proteaceae. Bases 42 to 1070 code for a protein of 342 amino acids.